AUGCUCUUCCGCUCAGCAGCACCUGCAGCAAAGCCUUCGGCAUCGGCCGACAUCGGCGCGCCCGACGCAGGCGGAUGUGCCCGGAGUUCUGACCGGUCUUUGCUCCACUCUAGGCACGAGCUUCCGGCACCCAAACGUGGGAGUCAUGCUUUGAAUCCCUUUCCCAUCCUACCCAUCUAUGCUUCUGCGGCAGCUGCGUCGGCAUCAUCCGUCUCCUGCAUUGAAGCCGCGAUGAAGCAUUCUCGACCAGGCUCGCGAGGCAGCGAGGCGCCCUCGUCGGCUGCACCCAACACUCCCGAAGCGCAUGCUCACAAUCCCGACUCGCCCUCCGACGAUGCGCGGCUCUACUCGCGCGGCACCGGAAAACGCAAUCGCGUCCACUUCUCCUGUACCGAAUGCUAUCGUCGAAAGCAAAAGUGCAAUCGCGAGACGCCAUGCCAGCACUGCAUCGCUCGCAAGAUCCCAGAGCGCUGCAAGACCUUCCAGCCGGGCGAGGAUGCCAACGAUGUCGCAACAAGGCUCAAUCGCGUCGAGAGAAUGCUCGAAGACCAUCUUCCCAAGCUCGCUGAGCAGGUCCACCAUCUCGUCUCCCUCCUCGGAUCAAGCACAACGUCGCGCCCACAGCCCCACGACCCUCACCCCCGCAUCCCUUCCGCCAGCAGAUCCACCUGGCACGAAGGCGCUCUCGCCAGAUCACCCGAGCGCACAUACGCCCGAGCUAGCGACCAGGGCGACGAUGACAUCGACGAACUCGAGACGGGGCGAUACAGUCCCAAAACCGGCUUCUACAGCGGUGGCUCCAUGGACAUGCGCAUCAGCUCCAUCCUCGACGACCUGCCCGGCAGCUCGUCCAAGUCCGCACCGCUCAAUCCGCCCGUUCGCACGCUCGAGGGUCCCUCGGAGAUCGACGUCGUCAUGCCCGAAUACGGAUGUCCAACUGCACCCACUCCCGAUCUUCUUGGCGCUUUCAGCACACGUGCACACUGCAGCGUGCUUAUCGACCAUUUCUUCAACGACAUCAACUGGAUGCGCCAGCCCUUCCCACAAAAGAGCUUGCGCAAGUCCUUCGAGGCCUUCUGGGACUCGGGCCCAAAGAUCAACGCGCAGAACAUCAACAUCUUUGCGCUAUUGUGCAACAUUUGCGCCAUCGCCAUGCUCUCCGUGCAACAUCGUCUCUUUCCAGAGGGCCCGCGCGAUCGCCUCAAGGCCGCACGGCGCUACCACUACGCCGGCCGCAGAGCGCUGCUUAUGAGCACCAUCAUGGGUCGCGAAGACGUCGAUCAAAUCGUCGCCUGGCUCGUUUCGUGUCGCUUCCUCCUCCUUGAUCGUCGCAUUGGCGAGGCCUACACUUUGGGCUCUUCUGCUGUCCGCGCCGCCUUCAGCAUCGGUCUUCACCGUGACGGCACCAAGCUCGGCCUGUCUCCCGCCGAGACCGAGGCGCGCAGACGCGUCUGGGCCGCUGUUUACUUCCUCGACCGAGCCAUGGCUCUCAAUACGGGUCGUCCGGCCGUCAUCGACGAUCGCGUGUGCGACACUCAAGUUCCCAGCGAAGUCAUGGAUGAGGACAUCUUUCCCGCUCCCAAACAUCCACCAAAAAUGCCUCCCGGCGUCGAUCCUCCGACCGCCUACAGCUACACCGUCUUCCGUCAGCGCAUCGCAGAGCUCGAAGGCCGCAUCCUCGCCACUUUUCAGAAUCUUCAGCAUCCGGUCCACAUCAGCGACGUUCUGGCUCUCGAUAAAAGCAUGCGCGAACUCCAAGACGGACUGCCCUUCUAUUUCCGUGCAAAGCUCACAAAGGAUGGUGUAGAGGGCGACAAAUCGCUCGACUCGGUCUACGGCUUUCUCAACGUGCAUCGCUUCCUCCUGCACACCGAGAUCAACUCGGUCCGAAUCGCGCUGCAUCGCCCCUACCUGCUCCGCUCUGGAGGUCCCAAUGGCGCCAAGUUCUUGCCUUGCCGUGAGGCCAGCCUUGACGCAGCUGUUCACGACCUCGAGAUGCGUCGCGACUUUGUGCAGAACCUCAAGACGCUGACGCCUGCCGGCGAAGAGCCUCUGCUGUAUCGCGUUCAGAUCGGAACGUAUAAAUGGUUCCAUUCGCUUCUGGUCGUCGGCAUCGUGCUCCUCAUGGACCCGAACGCACGCGAUGCGCCCAAGCUCAAGUCGCACCUCGAGGAGUAUGUCAACACCUACAAGAGCCGGCCGGCGAGCCAGCGCGACGAGAUGCGCGAUCGCGAGGCCAACGUGAUCGGCAUCUUCCUUUCGCGCAUUGAACAGGUGGAAAAGAUGGCAGCUGAAGCCAAGGGCAACGCAUCAGGCUCACGCGCUGCGCCGCGCGCUCCAAAGAGGGGCCGAUCCACCGAUGCCGGCCCCAACAGCGAUGCACGCGACCGACUGAACAAGUCGCGAAAGCGCGGCAAAGACGCUGGCGACGAGCUUUCCGACGAAAAGUCGGAUGCGCAUCUGCUGCUCAGCCUCGAUGCGAGCAGAUCAGGUCUCAACGGGGCUGGAAGGAGGGAGGUGGGCAAUGAAGCUGAUGCUGCAUCCAAGUCGUAUCUGGAUAGACUAGCACGUGGCGCUGUCCCGUCGACAAGUGACGCGCCACAAGAUGCAGGCUCGACUGCUUCGCGACAGGGAUCGGGCGAUUGGUCAUUCGGCGGACCGCGCGGGCUAUCUGGCACGGUAGACCCUAGCUCGUCCGCAAGCAGCUCCAACAGCCCUUCAACUUCAUCGCUCCCAGCUGUGAUGGCGAGUGGGCAUGGAGUCAACGAUCCCAAGGCGAAUGCCUCUUCGUCUUCGACGCCCACCUGGGCACCUGCUCCCAACGGUGGCGGUGAGGAUGCGCAACAGUUCUUUGACGCGUGGUACCAAGCGGAGUGGGCAGCAGCCACCAUGCCAUCGUACGAUGCCGCCUACAAUGGUGCCAACGGACUUGGCGGAGGCGCUGCAGGGGUCAGUCUCGGGCUGGAUUCGCUCGCGGGCUUUAGCGGUGUGUUUGGCUCGACGUCCAAUGGAGGCGGCGCAUCAAGUGGGCCUGUGAGCCAAGGGCUCGGUGGAGGCUUCAAUGGACUCAUCGGGCCUUCGAUCGGCGCACCCGGGGCUGCAGCCCCCGGGCCUGGCGCGAAUGGCUCCAAGGCGUUGGCAGGCGCCGGCACUGGCGCGGGGCUGACGACCGGAGGCGGAAUGAGCGAAUGGAUGUCGCAAGCGGGCGGGCUACCUCCAAGUUAUGCGGCGACGACGACGAGCGCAGCGACAUCGGAUCGGCUCGCAGAUCUCCUUUCAAGAAGUCAGCCGGCGAGCAACACGGAUGGCUCAUGGCAGGAGCAACGACACGGCGCCGGACAGUCUGUCUCGGGCUCCAGCGGCCUGCAGCCACCUGGCGCAGUCGCCGCCUCAGCAUUUGGCUCGUCGGCGCCGACAGGAGCUUCAGGCUCGCAGGCACAAGGCUCGCAGGCAUUGCUCACCUUUGACGGUUCGGCGCCGGGAUUGGAUGGUCACCAAGGGGCCGGCGCAGGCCAGCGAGAUUUCGACCCUGCAUUCUGGCAAACGCUCAUUGCAAACGCUCAUUGA
Molecule: messenger RNA, 3567 nt
Organism: Moesziomyces antarcticus
Lineage: Eukaryota; Fungi; Basidiomycota; Ustilaginomycetes; Ustilaginales; Ustilaginaceae
Exons: 2
Coding region: 1-3567 (1188 amino acids)
Biological process (GO): DNA-templated transcription; regulation of DNA-templated transcription
Molecular function (GO): DNA-binding transcription factor activity, RNA polymerase II-specific; zinc ion binding; DNA binding
Source: RefSeq, a predicted model, not a curated record